Molecule: messenger RNA, 1802 nt
Organism: Crotalus tigris (Tiger rattlesnake)
Lineage: Eukaryota; Metazoa; Chordata; Lepidosauria; Squamata; Viperidae
Gene: DHRS9
Product: dehydrogenase/reductase 9
Exons: 8
Coding region: 643-1647 (334 amino acids)
Source: RefSeq, a predicted model, not a curated record
GUUUUAAUGUUUCCAAUCUAGAGGAGUGAGGACACUCUUCUAAACAAGUUGUGACUUCAAGAGCUUUUCCAUUUACGGCACAUGCCCACAGUAUUUUGUUUAAUAAGAGGACACCUUUCCGCCACAAACUCUGCCUCCCCUACACUUUCUUGAUUGUGCUAGAAGAGAAGGAGGUGUGGAGUACAGCAGCAGAAGCACCAGCAGCAAGACAAGCAAAGGAAAGGAGAGGGAUAAAGCACUUAUCCACCUUAGGUCUCCUGCUUCAGGUGCCCUUUGCCAAAGGUUGUACAUUUGGGAUUGUUCUCCUAAGAUGGGAAAGCAUGCUUGUGCAACUACAGCUUACUCUUGGUUUUCCAUUACCCUGGAGGACCAAAAAGUCAAUUGAUAGGAAUCCUUGCAGUUGCAAGUAGCAACAGAUGAAAUAGCCAUGAAGGUUAACCGGUUCAACAACAUCCUUGUGAAGAGAGUUACUAAAGAAUUGAAGACAAACAUAUUCACCAGUUCUGUUCUGCAACACUGUGACUGCAAUGUCCUGCUUUUAAGAUGGGUUCUUCAAAGAAUAGGAAGUAAACUGAUAAGAGAAGUCUUCGUUUAGACAAAGCAUACUAAAUAGACACUCCGUUAUCUAAAUCACAGCUCAACAUGGCUGGGGAGGAAAGUGAUGAGUACAAUUUUAGUAUGUGGUACCAUUUGGUACUAUGGUUAAUCGUCAUCUUUAUAUGGUGGAAAUGGAGAGAUGGAGAGAAUUUAGAUGAAGUGGAUCCCGAAGGGAAGUACAUAUUCAUCACUGGUUGUGACUCUGGAUUUGGGAAACUGGCAGCUAUGACCUUUGAUAGGCGAGGAUUUCAAGUGAUCGCUGCUUGCCUAACUGAAAAGGGAGCAAAGGAGCUGAAAGAGGAGUCCUCAGCUAACCUCCAGACAGUGCAGCUGGAUGUGACAAACUCAGACAAUAUCAAGCAAGUAGCAGAACAAGUUAAAAAGGAAGUAGGACAACGUGGUCUCUGGGGCCUUAUCAAUAAUGCUGGUGUGAUGGGACCAUCAGCACCCACCGAUUGGCUGAGGAUUGAGCACUAUAGAGCACCCAUUGAAAUCAACCUGCUUGGCCUCAUAAACGUUACAUUAAACAUACUCCCAUUGGUGAAGAAAGCCAAAGGAAGAAUAGUAAACGUAACCAGCGUUGGUGGCCUUCUGGCAAUAUGUUCAGGUGGUUAUUGUCCAUCCAAAUACGGAGCAGAAGCAUUUACCAACAAUUUAAGACAGGACAUGAAGCCCUUUGGAGUGAAAGUGUCCUGUAUUCAACCUGGCUUGUUCAAAACAGAGCUCUCUGACAGAGUCCGGGUCAUAAAAGAAAAAGUGGCCAUUUGGAAUAGCCUUCCUCCCCCCAUCCAACGGCAGUAUGGUGAACAUUACCUCAAGGAAGACGCAAUAAAGAAAGAAAAAUUAGUCAAGCUGUGCCAGAAUUCAGACCUGUCGCUGGUUGUGAGGUGCAUGGAACAUGCCAUAAUGAGCAAAUAUCCAAAGACUUAUUACAGCGCAGGCACAGAUGCUAAAUACUUUUGGAUUCCUCUCUCAAAGAUGCCCACCUGUAUCCAGGACUAUGUGCUCAUGAAGAACAAAGUUGGGCUAUUUAAUCCAAACUCAGAAUAAGAUCUCCUCCUUUGUUUACUUGGAGUUUCCAGGGGAAGAACUGACUGUGCUGUGGCCAUUGUUUGUUACCCAGUUCAAACUACCCGUUCACGUACCUGCUUCGAAAGUUGUGCUUGCUUAAAUAAUGAAGAUAAACACUCCAAUGUUCAGGCAAA